This is a messenger RNA of Pogona vitticeps (central bearded dragon), 1314 nucleotides long. The record is from RefSeq and is a predicted model, not a curated record. Lineage: Eukaryota; Metazoa; Chordata; Lepidosauria; Squamata; Agamidae.
AUGUCUGCUCAUCUUAAUUCCUGUCUCUUUUCUAUCCUUUAAGCUGAAGAGGAGAAGCCAGCAUUCUGGAACCAGCAGGCAUCCAAAGCCAUCCAAGGUGCCCUGACUCUCUCGCCACGGCACCACCGAGCUAAGAAUCUCAUCCUUUUUUUGGGAGACGGCAUGGGCAUUCCUACCAUUACGGCCACACGCAUCCUGAAGGGACAGAUGCACGACCACCUGGGUCCAGAGACACCACUGGCCAUGGACGCUUUCCCUUACCUGGCUCUUUCCAAGACGUACAAUGUGGACCGACAGGUGCCGGACAGUGCCGGGACUGCCACCGCCUACCUCUGCGGGGUGAAGGGCAACUACAAAACGAUCGGGCUCAGCGCUGCGGCCCGGUAUAACGAGUGCGCUACGACAGCAGGCAAUGAAGUCACCUCUGUGCUGAAGAGAGCCCAGCUGGCUGGCCGCUCCGUGGGGAUCGUGACCACCACUCCUGUCCAGCACGCUUCUCCGGCCGGGACGUACGCGCACGUGGUGAGCCGCAACUGGUACGCAGACUCCGAAAUGCCGGCGUCAGCCAUCGCAGAAGGCUGCAAGGACAUCUCCCAACAACUCAUCGAAAACGUCGACAUCACAGUGAUGUUGGGGGGCGGUAGGAAGUUCAUGACCCCAGCUGGCACUCCAGAUCCCGAAUAUCCCCACAAUGCCUCAGAAAAUGGUGUCCGCCUGGAUAACAGGAACCUCAUAAACAUUUGGCUUAACUCAUCUCAGGGCAACCGUUAUGUCUGGAACCGAACCGAAUUGUUGAAAGCUGCAAACGACCCAGAUGUGCACCGCCUGAUGGGCCUCUUUGAACCUGAGGAGAUGAAAUACAAGCUUUUUCGUGACAACUCCACCGACCCAUCCUUGGUGGAGAUGAUGGAAGUGGCUAUCAAAAUCCUUAGUCGUAACCCCAAGGGGUUCUACCUCUUUGUUGAAGGAGGCAAGAUCGACUACGGACACCACAGCAGCGUUGCCAAAUGGGCUCUGACCGAGGCGGUGGAGUUUGAUGAUGCCAUCCAGCGGGCCGGGGAGCUGACCAGCGAAUCUGAUACUUUGACUGUCGUGUCUGCUGACCAUUCCCACGUCUUCACUUUUGGUGGCUAUACCUUGAGGGGCAGCUCUAUCUUUGGUAAGAGGCUGGCGCUGGCGAAGGUGGUGUUUGGGCAGCCUGGGGUGCCAGCUCAUGAAUAUAAUUGGUCCCAUACAGAGCCUUCAGAGCUGUGGUUGAAGUUCAAGAUAGCCAUCCUAAGGGGUGGUGGUGGUUUAGGAAACAAUCUACGCUGA